ACACCGUAUUGGAAUGAAAUGACGUGAGCUUAAAUACAAAACACAUGAAGAGGAGCUAUCUCACUACGAGAUAUUUACAUAAAUGUACUAUUUAGAGACAGAAAGAGACAUUACCAGCUAUAUAAUUCCUACGGGGACCUAUGUAUUUCAAUAUCGUCCGUGCGAUGCAAUGCUAAUUUUUGGGAGAUGCUUGUUUGCUUCACAAGGCUAAAGUGAAUGAUAACCUUUAUGAUAAGUUUACCAAGGACUUUGUGCUGAGGUAGGCAAGAGAUAGGCGUGAAAUAGCAUCGAACAAUUUAGAGGCUCUUACAGUUAUCUACCAUCACGCGUUUUUUGUUAUUGCACCUUUAUUACCAAGGGGACCCUGUCAUGGCGGACAUAGACACCCUGAUAGUGACUUUCCAAACCCAGCUGUCAGACGUGAUGGAGACUGUGGUGAAGACGGCCAUGUACGAAGUGACCCGGCUGGUGGAGGACAGUCUGUUGCAGGAGCUGAAGGCUAGGGGCCAGGAGGUAGAGAGACUGAGGGCACAGCUGCAGAGGACUGAGAAUGAGCUGAAUGAUCAAGGAGCCAAUGAACCGAGGACUGAGGAGUGUGUUGAGGCCAUAAAGGACGAAGACGAAAAGCAAAAAGAACACACAGAUUAUCUUAGGGGAGGCCAUAAGGUUGAUGAUGUUAAUAGUAGCAACCAUGUAAGUAAAUCUGGGCUAAUACAUGAACUGGAAAAGACGGCUGCUUCCUUCAGCCCAGUUUGGGCGCCACAGGUUAAUGCAUCUGACCCUGUAAAACUAAUUGACAACAUAAAGAAAGAAGUUGUUGAGCCAACAUCCUGUUCGUCUUUGACUUUGGAGGAGUGGAGAGUUACUCUUGGGGAAGUACGACCUGAUUGCCAGACUACAAGUGCAAGGACUGAGUUACAAGACAAUAAUAAUGAGUUAUUGAGACACAUUGUCCAACAAAAAUUAGACCCACAAAUUUGUGCGACAUAUGUGGUUGCUUAUGGACAACAGGAGACAAAUGCUGCUAUACACAGUUGCAAGAAUACCUUGCUUAAAGUGGCCUCUAUGGCUGAAAAUGAUUGUGAAGCCAAAAGAUCACAAAAAACGACAACAAAGUUGGAGUCUAAUGCAAAGGUUAUUCCUGGAUCCCUGAAGCCAACCUCUAAUGUUUUUGGUGUAGCUAUAAAACAGGAGGUCAUUGUUGAUUCUGAGCAGGUGCCGACAGACACUGUAAACAAAGCAAUGCCCAACUGUGAGCGCUCAACUUUGCCAAAACAACACAUCGUUAGAACAGGAACAUCAAAACAAAACCGCAUUUACCAUAAGUCUUUUGUUCAAGUUCUAAAGGCUAAAGGGAGUUCAAGUUUCAGGUCAAAUACACUCCAGCGGUCAAUUAAAAGACCUUCAACCAUUCAGACAAAUGGCACUACCACACCAGGCAAUGUAUCUCACUUACAGGGUGUAAGCCCUGCCCCUCCCCCUGUGUCCUUGUCUGUUCAGAGAGGUGACAAACAUGAUCUUAACCGCAAUGGUGCCCCGUGGAUCAACAUCAAGCAGUCUCCAAGUUCCCUUCACACAAACCCUUCUCUUAAUUUAAACUCACACUUGGAUGGUUCCAGGCCAAUAUUUCGCUGUGGACAGUGUGGUAAAUGUUUCCCUCAUCCCAGUAACUUGAAGUCCCACCUGCUGACACACACAGGAGAGCGUCCUUUCUGCUGUGCUCUGUGCGGUCGCACUUUCACCAAACUCAGUAACCUCAAAGCCCACCGCCGUGUACAUACUGGAGAGAGACCCUACAGCUGUGCGUCCUGUGGCAAACGCUUUACUCAGAACUGCAAUCUCAAGCGACACCAGAGGAUUCAUCUAGACGCAUGACAACAUAUUUAGAAUAUAUCUAGAAAAUGUGUUAUUUUUGUGACAUUGUAAUACCUGUGUUUGUGUUGUUUUGAACAGUUGCGCACCAAACACUUUUCCAUAUACACCUUCUACAACAAUGAUGGACUAGAUAUUAGACAGUUAGCAAUUCUAGCCAAUCAUGGCUUUUCACUUCUGCGAACAAAAUCUUCUUUUGAUUUCUUAUGAUUUAGUUGAAUUAGUAAGAAGACUGGAUAUGGUCAGAAAUAUUAGCUGAAAGAUAGAAAACUGUACUCUAUCCAAAAACCUUUUAAACUGUGUUUAGAUUUUAUGAAAACAUAGAAUGCAAAUUGCCAAGUAGUUGUGGGUAUUUAAACUAGUUGGUAUGUGGUGGUUUGGUCCAGUUACACUGUAAUCAGCGCAGUGCAAUCAAUUGUUGUUGAGUUGAGGUUGGUAGAGCUUUAUUUUUAUACUUUUUAACCAGUUUUACCAUAUAUCCCUUUUAAAUACAUAUCAAAGACAACAUCUUGUGUUUUUUCUGUAUUGAGAGCAUUUGUUUCAACAUAACUUUUGAAAGGCAAAGUCAACUUGAGAGAUAUGAAAUGUUAUUUGUGUCUAGUCAAUCUAAAAUAUGUAUUCUGUGAAUAUUAAAUUAUGUUUGCAUUUACUGCCAACUCUGGUUUGAUUAAUGGAUGUUGUUGCUGAUGUCUACUGA
This is a messenger RNA of Boleophthalmus pectinirostris (great blue-spotted mudskipper), 2569 nucleotides long. Its product is annotated as zinc finger protein 568. The coding region runs from base 370 to 1875 and encodes 501 amino acids. Lineage: Eukaryota; Metazoa; Chordata; Actinopteri; Gobiiformes; Gobiidae. Gene Ontology annotation, molecular function: RNA polymerase II cis-regulatory region sequence-specific DNA binding; DNA-binding transcription factor activity. The transcript is spliced from 4 exons. The record is from RefSeq and is a predicted model, not a curated record. Gene Ontology annotation, biological process: regulation of transcription by RNA polymerase II.